GGGGCGGACCAGGAGCUGGAGAGUGCACACACAAACCUUUCAGGGGAGUUAAGAAGCAGCAGGAUGAAGACUGUGGCGAAGCGUGAGGACAUCACAGUGGGACACACUGAGGAGUGGGUGAGGAAGACGGAGAGGCAGACAGAUAAAGAUGUGUGAUUGAGCUGCUGCUCCCAAGCCGUCACAGAAGUUAGAAUGAGUGCUACUCUCAUGACGGGACCUCCCCCACAGGAGCCCAUGAAGACUCAACAGAAGUGCAUCGCCAUCUUUGGCCUCCUCUGCGGCUUUGCUGUGCUGUCGGCGUUGAUCUUCUCCUCUGUGGACAUCUGGGGGGACGAUGAUGGUAUCACAGAGGAGAACUGUAACAGUGACUGUCGCAUCGAACUUGUGGAGAAUAUUCCAGAAGACCUCCUGCUCCCGAUAGAAGGCAGACCCCGGCUCUCUCUCUCUGCUGGAUUCAACAUACUGCUGGACCAGGCAAAGCGCUCAGUUGAGGUGGUGUCACCUGUCUGGGCCUUAAACCCUUGGGAUCUGGAAACAACACCAAGCACUGCCAAACAGGGUCAGCUUUUGUUCCAGAGGCUGCUCAGCCUGAAAUCUCAUGGGGUUAAACUGAAGAUUGCAAGCAGUCUGACUAACUCCCCUGAACUGAAGACCUUGGCAGCACACAAGGCAGAGAUUCGCUUUCUUAAUAUGACAGCCCUCACCAGAGGAGAACUACGUUCCUCAUUCUGGAUAGUGGAUCGGAAGCACAUUUACAUCGGGAGCGCUGAUAUGGACUGGAGGUCACUCUCCAAGAGGAAAGAACUGGGACUGGUGCUGUAUAACUGCAGCUGUCUGGCGCUAGACCUGCACCGGGUCUUUUCUUUUUACUGGCAGCUCCACGACAGAGACUACAUCCCCUCCAUCUGGUCGAAGAGAGUUACAGCCCUCUACGGGAGGCAUGAUGCCCUGGAGCUACGAUUCAACUCUACAGAGGCCUCUGCUUAUCUGUCUACCUCUCCUGAAGUCUUCUGCUCUAAAGAUCGUACCCGAGAUGUAGAUGCCAUCUAUCAAGUCAUCCAGAGUGCAAAGACGUUUAUCUUCAUUUCUGUGACGGACUACCUCCCUCUGGUCAGCUCGACCUUUAGAGGAACCACAAUCACAAGGUACUGGUCGCUUAUUGAUGAGAUGAUCAGAGAGGCUGUGGUGCUGCGAGGAGUUCAAAUCCGCCUGCUGAUAAGCUUCUGGAAGAAGACACAUCCUCUCACCUUCAACUUCGUGGUGUCACUCAAGUCGCUCUGCAUACAGCUACACAACUGUUCAUUAGAGGUGAGAUUUUUCAGUCACAAGGAGCAGAAGGAAGAUUUUCAACAUGGACUCAACCACAACAAGUACUUGGUGACCGACAAUGCACUCUACGUUGGUAACCAUGACUGGGUUGGGAGUGACUUUGCGAGGAAUGCUGGAGUUGGGCUGGUGGUCAAGAUGAAAAACAGUUUCACAGACAGGGGAGUGACAGUCAUCGAGCACGUCAAAGCUGCUUUCGAAAGAGACUGGAGGUCACGUUACGCAAAGAGUCUGCAAAGCAACAAAGACCAGUACGGGAAAUACAGAGACCCCCUACAAAAUAAAAUCCACAUGGACACCAAGGAGGAGAGCAAGUGGAACGACCCUUUAUCUUUAUAAGCACAGAAUGUCUUUCUAUAACCUAAAAGCCUUGUUUGCUGCAUACUCUAUAUUUUACAAUAUAUGCACAAUAUGAAAAUGUGACUUAGACUGUUAGACUUCUAUUUAUUUUUUGCGAUGUUUGAAGAGAUUCAGUCCGCAAAGACAAUGUUGAGGUAAUAACUUGACUCAGUUAUCUUGCAAGAUACAAUAACUACUCAAAAACCACUAAUUAAUAUCCAUCUGUUAUGUAAGCAUGCCAUUCUGCAUGAAUACAGAGAGCAAUAUUCAAACAACUAUACUGAGAUAAGCAAUAUGCUGAUUAUAAAAUCAAUAUGAUCUAUGUCAAACUUUUUUGAAUCAAUUAGUAUAUCUCAUAAAACUCACAGAAACUAUUUGAACUUAUAACUAAAUGAUGAUGCACUUAUUUUGUUCACAGAUUGAAUUGUUUCUUUAAUUUAUAACCUUUUAAUGCUUUUGGAUGUCUUUCUGUCUCUUUGUUACCACACACAAUGCAUAAAGGCUCACUUACCUAUGCAAUGGUAUUAUGAAUGUGGAAACAACUGUUGAUGAUCUCAGUGAAAGUUUCCAUUUGCCUUCAUAAACACACACUUUCCAUUGUU
Notolabrus celidotus (New Zealand spotty) is the source of this 2267-nucleotide messenger RNA. RefSeq names its product phospholipase D family member 5 (gene pld5). The record is from RefSeq and is a predicted model, not a curated record. NCBI's taxonomy places the organism in Eukaryota, Metazoa, Chordata, Actinopteri, Labriformes, Labridae. Gene Ontology annotation, molecular function: catalytic activity. The coding region runs from base 193 to 1665 and encodes 490 amino acids. The transcript has 10 exons.